AUGACGGGGUUGCAAUGGUUGACUGUCAACGCCGUUGUAGUUGCUGCGGUGGCAACUGCGGCAGUUGUAGUGCCGGUGGUGCCCGUUGUGCCUGUUGUGCCAGUGGUGUCAGUGGAGUCAGUGGUAGCAUCGGCCACAGCAGCAGCAACGGCGGCGGUGGUGGUGGCCGACGUCGAGGACGAGCUCGAAGAUGACGAGGAGGUCAAGGACGAGGACGAAGAGGUGGUGGCCGCAGCAGGAUCUGUUGAAGAAGAAUCUGUGCUUGUUUCAGAUGAUGUGGCAGCGGCCGCAUCUGCAACAGCAGUGCCGGUACUAGAAGAUGAAGACGUGGUGGUUACGUCCGCCAGUACGACCAGACCCAUGGUUAAUGCCAAAACGAUCCUGCUAGGUCUCAUCAACAAAACUGAUUAG
Messenger RNA from Ogataea philodendri, 411 nucleotides. RefSeq lists its product as uncharacterized. NCBI's taxonomy places the organism in Eukaryota, Fungi, Ascomycota, Pichiomycetes, Pichiales, Pichiaceae. The record is from RefSeq and is a predicted model, not a curated record. The transcript is spliced from 2 exons. The coding region runs from base 1 to 411 and encodes 136 amino acids.